CUGGUUUAUAGGAGGACAGCUGUAUGUAGUUAAGCGGUCUCAUGAGGACAAAUCAAAAAAUGUACUGGAUGAUUCAUGUGGGAGCAAGAGCCCCUUUAAACAGAUAAGAUGGUCCGAGGUCAAUCUAUAUUUAAAAUCAGUUUAUUUAUUUUACAAGCAGCCAUGCAUGCAAACCUCAUAAGACAUAAUAUCACAUAAAAUGUUUGGAUUGUACAACUAUAUAAACAAACAAACAAACAAAUUGCGGUAAGUGUGGGCAUUUUGGGAUUCCUUAGAAUUAUCUGACAUCUCACUCCCCCUAUGAUGUCAAAACAAGAUAAGAAGGAACGUAUUCUGUGAGUUGCUCUCAGACCACAAUUCUGCACUUGUGUUGAAGCAAUUUUCUUCACACUCUGCCUACAUCUCAAUCAGGAAACUACUGCAGUCUCAACUCAGAAACUACCAUGACAUCCAACAUCACUACACAUAUCAACAAACUGGAUUCAUCUAUUCUUCCUCCUGUGCUAAUUAUUGAGUUUCUUCUUGGUCUGCCUGGCAGUGUCAUGGCAUUAUGGGUUUUUGGCAAAAAUAUGAAGUCUUGGAGGGUCAACGUCAUGUUCCUCUUCAACCUUGUUCUGUCUGACGUCCUGCUCCUCUUGAGUCUACCCUUCCGCAUUGACAACUACUUACGUAAUGAGACGUGGAUAUUCGGCGAUGCCUGGUGUCGGAUAAAUCUGUUCAUGCUGGCCGUCAACCGCUCAGCCAGCAUUGCCUUCAUGACUGCCGUGGCUUUCGACCGUUAUUUUAAAGUGGUCCAUCCGCAUCACGUUAUCAAUCACAUGAACUUAAAGCAAGCAACCUGUGUUUCCUGCUUCAUCUGGGGAGUUGUAAUAGCCCUGAGGACCCCUUUACUGGCCAACAACCUCCUAAGCAACACUUCAGUUUGCAGAAGUUUCGGUUAUGAGAACCCUUCACUAGGUAUCCGCCUACAUUAUGCUGUGUUUAUCUUAGAGUUUUUCGUGCCUCUAAUAUUCCUGAUCUUUUGCUCUGUGAGCAUCGCCUGCAAGCUGCGUUCUCUUCAGAUGGACAAGGAUAAGAAGGGACAAAAAGCUAUUCGGAUCGUCCUGGUUAUCGUUGGGGUUUUCAUUUUUUGUUUCUUCCCCAGCGUUGCCACAGGGUUGUUUGGCCUUCAUUUAAAAUCACUUGGAAAAGAUGUUAGCAAUCCAGACCAUCUGUUCUCUCAGUGGUUUCAAACCUCCUUAGCAUUCACCUAUCUGAACAGCGCUCUGGAUCCGGUCAUCUAUUGCUUCUCCAGUUCAAUAUUUUUCAAUUAUUUGAAAAGAACGUUAAACCGGAUUAGCUUCUUACAGCUAGAAGUCAAAUGACGGGGCUGCAUGCAAAACGGAAAUGACUGAGAAGAUACAGUUGGAUUGGAAAGGAGAGAUAUUCAAUGUUAACUAAGUGACUAAAGUGUACAGAUAUACUCACUUUCUGAGCUGAUGAACAAUAAGCCAUUGACAGCCAAUCAAAUCUAUUUGAACUUCAAGUGCAAGCAUAUUUGAAUUAACAUAAAGUUCAGUGAUGUUCCCCUAAUGUAGUUAUCUUCAUAGUUAACAUUAUAGUUUUUGUUAAAGUGUGAUCGGCCCUUAAGCCUAUUGAGCUGACUUAAUUCAAAUUCAAUCAAAUGUCUAUUUCUGUUUUAAGUCCAGUGAUGAAUCCGUGUUUCCCAUUAUUCCAAAAUCGAAUCUGUCCUGCUACAGUUUUGUAACAAAAAAGGAAUCCGCACACUGAACUCACAAAAAUAUAUAGAUUUAUUAAAUCACCGAAGUAACGUUUCGGGCUACCGCCCUUUUUCAGACUCCGGCACCUGCUAGUGUUUGGAUGUGCGCGUCUCCCUCUUUAGUACAGUUUUGUAACAAACUUAUAAGAACACUAACGCUGUGUUUUCGUAAUUCUGCUAAUCAAACAGAAAAAUAAACCUAGAUAACUUAUAUUAUAUAUACUUAUAUGCAUUUAUUAAACCACAUCAUUUAAAUUUAUACCUUAGUUCAUAAAUAAUUAUUAAUAACAAUUCAUAAUUAUUAUUAUAAAGAGCUAAAAUAAAAGUGUUUUAAGUCAUUUAAAAUGUUUUUUUUUUUUUGCUCUCUAUUUUUUAUUUUUUAUACCUAUUCAUUGUCAAUUUUAAUGACUGUCAGUUUGAGAUAAAUAUUUGUAGUUCACAAACUAAGCAAUACUGAAAUCAUAAUUGUAUUACACUACAUCAUUUUUUAAAAACAUUAUUCAUAAAAAAUUAUAUUCAGUUAUUUGUAAUAUAAUGUCAUUGUAAAUAAAUCCCAGUAGUAGUAAUGUAGCUAGCUACUUUAACUUGUAGUGUAGCUAACUACUUUUUCAGAUGGGUAGCUUGGCUGUAGUUUAACUACCUUUACUGAUAAGCUUGUAGCUUAUCUAACUAGCUUCCCCAACAGUGGGUGUAAUUGAAUCCAGAGAGGAGGAUUAAUUUACCAUCAGCAAAACCCUGAACUCUUAAGGGGAUCACACACCGGCCGCGCAGCUCAGCGCCGCAUCGCGUCGCGUCACGCCUAGGAGAACUCGGACGUAUUGUAAACCGGAAGUGCACAUUAAAUAGCGCGAGCUUUAAAAUGUGAAAUAUACGUUAGCAGCCAAUGUAACUCAUUAAUGAUGUGCGACAAAUAUGAUGUUAUUUAAUGUUAAACUAUGUGAGUGGCGCUGUGUGGCGCGACAGGGAUUUGAGCAACUUCCUGAGUCACAGCUGGGCGGCGCGGACAGGCGCCACCUGGCGGCGCCGGUGUGCGUAUACUCAUAGAAAACAAUGUGUUCGAUUUUUUUAGAACGGCCUGAUUUAAGGUAAUCCCUGUCUGGGAAACCACCCCUUAGUUAAUUCACCCAAACCUAGGACCCUAGACAAUCUACUGAAAGUAAUGUAGGGUUAAUUUGCACUCCAGGUAACAACACAGAUAUUGGCAAUGAAAUGCUGAUUUCAAGCUGAGUACAAUAUGUAAAAUUUAAAGGUACGACGUGUACGAUUUUUGUAUGAAAAUAUCUAAAGAUGUUUAUAUUGUUUGUUCAUAUGUGUACUUCCCAAAUGUUUUCAUCCAGAGAAAUUUUUAAAAAGCAUUCAGCCCUGAUGAUGAGAUGAUGUUGUUUCUAUCAAGCCACUCUGUCGGAUUACAUUACAUGUAACACAGGGGUGUAAUGGUACACAGUUGUCAAAAGAAAAAAGCAUCAAAUACCAAAUGCCUGGGAUCUUUAUUUACAUUUCAUUUAAAAACUGCUGGCAAAUAUAUGUGUUUUGUACAUACAUUUGAAUCAGAAACUUAAGGGUUUUACAUAUACAGUUGAAAGAAAAAGUAUGUGAACCCUUUGGGCUUACUUGGAUUUCUUCAUAAAUUGGUCAUAAAAUGGGUUCUGAUCUUCAUCUAAGUCACAACAAUAGAGAAACACAGUCUGCUUAAACUAAUACCGCACAAACAUUAUAUGUUUUCAUGUUUUUAUUGAACACAACAUGGAAAAAGAGUGGAAAAAGUAUGUG
This is a messenger RNA of Misgurnus anguillicaudatus (oriental weatherfish), 3529 nucleotides long. Its product is annotated as hydroxycarboxylic acid receptor 2. The record is from RefSeq and is a predicted model, not a curated record. Gene Ontology annotation, cellular component: plasma membrane. Gene Ontology annotation, molecular function: G protein-coupled receptor activity. NCBI's taxonomy places the organism in Eukaryota, Metazoa, Chordata, Actinopteri, Cypriniformes, Cobitidae. Gene Ontology annotation, biological process: G protein-coupled receptor signaling pathway.